AUGGCCAGCCAAUCGACGACGGCCGGGCGCCGCCGCCUCUUUGCCCUCGUGGCGCUGCUGCCCGUCUGGCUCGCCCUCACCGCCCUCACCAGCGCACCCCAGUCCGCAGACGCCUCCCUCGUCUCGGCCCUCGGCCACGCACACCGCCCCCAGGACCCCUCGCGCAAGUCGCUCGCAUGGGGCCCCGAGCUCAAGCAGGUCUUUGCCUCGGCUGAUCCCGUCGCGGACCCGCCCGCCCUCGGCGCCCGCGGCUUCUCGGCCCACGACGCAAUCAAGCUCGCCCACACCGCCGCCAUCCACGCCGUCAACGCCGAACCCGGCGCAAAGGACCCGCACUCGGUCGCAAGCCGCCUCGCUCGCCACCUCCUCGGCCUUGCGCCCGGCUCCCGCGCCAAGUCCGACGAGGCCGCCGCCGCCGGCAGCGUCGACUUCUACGUCCGGCCCGACUCGUACACCGACCCGCAGAGCGGCAUCUCGCACUACUACGUCCGCCAGCUCGUCAACGGCCUCGAAGUCGCCGACGCCGACCUCAACGUCAACGUGGCCCCCAACGGCAAGAUCCUCUCGUUUGGCUCGUCGCUCUACACGGGCAAGCGGGUCCGAUCCGACGACGAGCUCGAUGCCCACUGCGACAAGCUGCGCGCAGAGCUCGGCGACCUCCUCUUCCCCGGCCACGCCGACGAGGGCCAGCAGCAGCAGCAGCAGCAGCAGCAGGAGGCCGAAGACGCCAUGCUCCGCGGCGGCGCCCACCAGAUCGUCUUUGACGCCAUGGACCGCGCGCCCGCCAACUUGCGCGCGCCCAUGCGGGCCCGCGUCGACCCGGCGCGCGUGCUGCCGAUGCAGGAGGAGCUCCACGAGCUCUGCAGCGUGCCCUCCGACGACCCGCUCCUCCAGGGCGCCGACCUCGGCUCGCGCCUCUCGGGCUCGUUUGCGGCGGCAUCGCCCUCGGCGUCGUCGUCGUCGCGCUCGUCGAGCGCAGGCGCCGACGCCAUCGUCGACCCGCGCCUCGCCCUCGUCUACUUCCUGCAGCAGGCCACGCCCGACGACGCGCUGGCGGCCAAGCUGUCGAACCCGGACCACGCCGAGACCGAGGCCUCGCAGAUCUUCACCACGUUCGAACACAAGCUGCAGCCCCACGGCGGCGCCACGGCGUCCGGCAUGCAGCCCUCGCACGCCCAGGUCGAGUACCUGCACAACGUGCCCACGGCCACGGGGCCCGUGUCGGCCCGCCUGGCCUACGUCCGCGCCGAGUCGGGCGAGCUGAACCUGGUGUGGAAGUUUGAGGUGCCGCUCGAGGACAACGCCUACGAGACCUACGUCGACGCCACGCGCCCUGGCAGCAUCAGCACCGUCGUCGACUGGAUCCACAGCAUGCCGCGCAGCCGCCACGUCGACGGCGUCGACGCCAUCCCGGAGCUCGGCCGGCCCGACUUCGGCGGCUACGGUGGUAAGGGCAAGAGCAAGAAGGAGCAGCGAACGCAGACGCAGGGCCGCGUCGGCAACAAGGCCAAGGCGACGAGCAAGGGCUGGAAGUGGCGCAUCCCCGGCACCGGCAGCAAAGUCGCCUCUCCGCCCUCGCCCAUGUCCCACGACCCGCUGUACAAGGUCUUCCGAUGGGGCCUCAACGACCCGACCGAGGGCAAGCGGUCCUACGAGCGCGGCAUCCGCUACGGCGAGGCGAGCCCGUCGGGCUGGCACACGGUCCCCGGCAGCAAGUCGCCCUUUGACUCGCUCGAGGCCGACGACGCCCGCACCGUGGCCGCCGACGGCGAGCAGACCGUCUACCGCGACACGCGCGGCAACAACGUGUUUGCCCAGGCCGACCUGUCGGGCAACGGCGACUGGCGCACCGGCAACCUCCACCGCCCCAAGGGCAAGUCGAGCGAGGCCGACGGCACCGACAUGCUCUUCGACUAUCCGUACCCGUGGCGCAAGGCGGAGCGCAACCAUACGGAGCUGUCGCCCGAAAGGUACGCCGCCGCCGCCGUGGUGCAGCUCUUUGUGACGAUCAACGAGUUCCACGACAUGCUGUACGCCUACGGGUUCGACGAGGUGUCGGGCAACUUCCAGGAGCACAACUUUGGGCGCGGCGGCCAGGACGGCGACGGCGUCAUCGCGUUUGCCCAGGACGGCGCGGGCACCGACAAUGCCGACUUUAUGACGCCGCCCGACGGCCAGCGCGGGCGGAUGCGGAUGUACGUGUGGGACCAGUCGACGCCGUACCGCGACGGCGACUUUGAGGCGGGCAUCGUCAUCCACGAGUACAGCCACGGCCUCUCUACGCGGCUGACGGGCGGUCCGGCCAACAGCGGCUGCCUGGGCUGGGGCGAGGCGGGCGGCAUGGGCGAAGGCUGGGGCGACGUGUUGGCCUCGAUCAUCCGCCGCACGGGACCCAAGCCGCACGACUGGCCGAUGGGCUCGUGGGCGUCGAACCGCGUCAAGGGCAUCCGCAACUACCCCUACUCGACCAACACGACGGUCAACCCGGAGACGUACGCGUACCUGGACCGGGGCGGCUACUGGGGCGUGCACGCCAUCGGCGAGGUGUGGGCGACGAUGCUCAACGAGGCCGAGGAGGCGCUGACGGCGCAGCACGGCUUCUCGCGCACCCUCUUCCCGCCGGCGACGAACGCGACGCGCGACGAGCACGACGCCUUCUUCCUCAGCGAGGCCGAGCUGGCGCCGCGGGCGCACAGGCGCAUCAGCCAGCGCCGCGUGCCGCGCCACGGCAACACGCUGCUGGUGCAGCUGAUCCUCGACGGCAUGAAGCUGCAGCCGUGCCGCCCGAGCUUCUUUGACGCGCGCGACGCCAUCAUCCAGGCCGACAAGCACCUGACGGGCGGGCAGAACAAGUGCCUGCUGUGGAAGGCGUUUGCCAAGCGCGGCUUGGGCACCGACGCGCGCGUCAUUGGGCGCACGCCCUGGGGCGGAGGAAAGCGCACCGACGGCCACGCCGUGCCCAAAGAGUGCGGCGGCAAGCAGUAG
Pseudozyma flocculosa PF-1 is the source of this 2985-nucleotide messenger RNA. RefSeq lists its product as uncharacterized. Bases 1 to 2985 code for a protein of 994 amino acids. The transcript is spliced from 2 exons. Gene Ontology annotation, molecular function: metalloendopeptidase activity; zinc ion binding. NCBI's taxonomy places the organism in Eukaryota, Fungi, Basidiomycota, Ustilaginomycetes, Ustilaginales, Ustilaginaceae. The record is from RefSeq and is a predicted model, not a curated record.